This is a messenger RNA of Aspergillus costaricaensis CBS 115574, 1081 nucleotides long. Its product is annotated as E2 ubiquitin-conjugating protein UBC1. The coding region runs from base 278 to 1018 and encodes 246 amino acids. The record is from RefSeq and is a predicted model, not a curated record. The transcript is spliced from 3 exons. NCBI's taxonomy places the organism in Eukaryota, Fungi, Ascomycota, Eurotiomycetes, Eurotiales, Aspergillaceae. Gene Ontology annotation, molecular function: protein binding.
UCAGUCGUUGGUCUCCAGCGUUUGUAUUAAUUGCACCUACUCCACUAGUUCCUUCUUUUCCUCAACCUCCCUGCUACAGACCACCUGCUACACUUCCUCGCCCUCUCGGUACUUGGCUACUGUGAGGCUGACGAAGCUUUGACUAUUGCCUCAUAGUUCUUAGAUCUUUUCUAUUCUUAUCCUUCAACUGUCCAGACAAUCCAAACCUACUUUCUUCGCUUCUUCAGAAAAGAUAAAAAUAACACAAGCUACCCGUUUUCCGGAGAUUGUUCUCACGAUGUCUGGCAAUCGUGCGAGGCGUAUCGCCAAAGAGAUCGCCGACAUUCACGCCGACACACAGUCGCAAAUCACGGCUGAGCCACUGCAUGGUGGUGAGGAUCUCACGCAUCUUCGAGGCACAUUCCCAGGACCUCCAGGAACACCCUACGAAGGUGGCACCUAUACCAUCGACAUCAAAAUCCCCAACGAUUAUCCAUUUCGACCUCCUCAUAUGAAGUUUGUGACCAAGGUCUGGCAUCCCAACGUUAGCAGUCAAACAGGUGCUAUCUGCCUAGACACUCUUUCUACUGCGUGGUCACCGGUGCUCACCAUCAAGUCUGCCCUUCUGUCACUGCAAUCCCUGCUCAGCACACCCGAACCCAAAGAUCCUCAAGAUGCCGAGGUCGCCACGAUGCUCCUUCGGAGACCGCAGGAAUUUGCACGGGUUGCUCAGGAGUGGGCUGUGAUGUAUGCAGGAGCUCCCAGAAGGCAUGCAGGUGAAGGCAGUGGCGGUGUGACAGACGAAACUCUUCGACUGCAGGAGAUCAAGUCGAAAGAAGAGCAGGAACAAGAGGAUUUAAGCAAAUACGACGGCUAUAACAAAGACUUGAUCGACCGAUUCUGUAACAUGGGAUUUGACGUUGACCGCGUUGUAGCCGCAUUUAAAUACUAUGGCAUUGAUCGAAUGGACGGGGAAGAUUACGAGCUGGAGGAGGCGUACAUGGGAGACAUUACGGCGCGGCUACUUGGUGAGCCGUAGUUGGUGUGAUGUGACAGACGGUUCGGAUGGUUUAGAUUUUGCAAUAGCGACGGUGCUAGGCGA